Molecule: messenger RNA, 3201 nt
Organism: Anguilla anguilla (European eel)
Lineage: Eukaryota; Metazoa; Chordata; Actinopteri; Anguilliformes; Anguillidae
Gene: cfap45
Product: cilia and flagella associated protein 45
Exons: 12
Coding region: 213-1859 (548 amino acids)
Source: RefSeq, a predicted model, not a curated record
UGUAACCAUGGAUACGUAGCAACAGAAAGCGUAUUAGCUAGCUAGCUAAAAUUGACGUGGGCUACCCUUCACACCUGUUAGAACAAGUUAAAUUACGUUGUAAGGUAGUUUUUCAAUAAACCAUCAGUAACCACAAAAAAGCUCACUUACUAAUAUUUUAAUUGCAUAAUUUACAAAAGUGUUUCUGGUGCCUUAGCUUCAUUUCAACGAGAAUGCCGCAGAGCACAAUGUCUUCUUCAUGUGUGCGGGGGCCAGGGGCCAACCGCUAUCGUACCCGAGCCCACACCUCCCAGGUGGACGAGCUACUCUUUGGAUCCCCCAAAAAGGUGUUACCCCCUGAACAACCAGCUCGUGACCCCCAGGACGGCAGCUUGUGGGGUAGUUCAGGACCCAGGGGUGUGCCCCAGUCGUCAGCUCACAAAAAGCCCAAACCAGAGACGGUCCGAAUCAUAACUAAGGACCUCAUCCGCGACCUUAAAAUCCCGAGUCAAGAUCCAUCCGGGCUGUCCAUCAUCCUCCCCAAGUCUGAGACCAAUCGGAUCACGACGCUCGCUCGUGUCCCUACCAAAGAGGAGAGAGAGGCGAAGCUAGAGGCCAGAGAGAAGGACAGAAAGGCCGUGAUAGAAGCCGUGGAGGAGCGGAAGGUGAAGAUGCAUCAGGCUGACGUCGUGCGGAAGAAGAACCAGGGCUUGAGCGACCUGGAGGCGGAGGCUCGGGACAACGCGCAGUACCUGCUGGAGAAGGCCAACAAGAUGCGCGUCGAGCAGGAGGACGAGGUCAAGAAGAUCAACGAUGUGAUCCGGGGAGCGCAGUGUCACGCGGUGCAGGACAUGCAGAUCCUGGAGAAGCAGCAGAUCCUGGCGGAGCUGCAGGAGGAGGAGCGGCGCCUGGACAGCAUGAUGGAGGUGGACCGCCGCAGGGCGCUGGAGGCGCAGGAGCAGAUCGAGCAGCUCCGCAAGCAGCACCGGAUCCUGGGUAAGAUGCAUAUCCAGGAGCAGAUUGAGGAGCGAAUGGAAGAGAGACGGCUGCAGGAAGAGAUGAAACAGCAGGAGAAGCAGAAAUUGCUGGAGAGCCUGGAAAAAAUUAGGCAGGAUGAGUUUGAGGCUCUGAUGAAGAAGAAGGAGGAACAGAGAAAGCUGCACAAGGAGGUGCUCAAGAUGAAUGAGGAGAUCCUACAGGCGAAGGAGAGCAAGAUGGAGGAGGAGAGGCUGGCAGACCUCCGCAUCAUGGAGUACUCCUCCAACAAGUUGGAGCAGGAAGCGGAGUACGAGAAGGAGCAGAGUCGGCUCAAAAAGGAGAAGGAGAUGGAGGUGGCGCGACUGAGGUCCCUCCAGGAGAGAGACAAAGACUACAAGGCGGAGCAGGACGAGCUGCGGGCCCGCAGGAACCAGGAGGCGGCGGAGAGGGAGUGGAGGAAGAAAGAGAGGGAGCAGGCCAAGCGGCGGGCGGAGGAGGAGGAGUGGCUGAAGGCGGCCCGGCUGGAGCAGAUCACCCACAAGGAGCACCUGCUGUCCAUCGAGGCGGGGCGGGAGAGGGCCGAGUUUGAGAGGGUGCUGAGGGCCCAGAACGAGGAGAUCCGGCGGGAGAAGGAGCGGGAAGAGCGGCAGAGGCAUCGGGUGCUGCGGCACGCGGACGGCGUUCGGCAGCAGAUGAGGGAGCGCGAGGUGCAGGCCAUGGAGCAGCGCAGGGCGGAGCUGCAGGAGCACGAGCGGCUGCUGGAGGAGGUCCGCAGCCGCCGCGCCCGCCUCAACGAGAUCAAGGCCAAGAAGCUGAUGGAGCUGAAGAUGGCUGGACUUCCUGCAAAGUACUGUCACGAGGUGGAGAGGAAGGUCCUGAUUCUUCCAGAUCCAGCAGAGUAGCUGAGCGGUGGGAUCAUGUGAUCGGUAUAACCACGGACAAGAUAUUUUACUUUACAACUCUCCCGAUCAAAGAUAGGAAAAAAGAAAGAAUAAGAGUUUCUGUUCACCCACCGCUGAGCUCGAAUCGACACAGGUUUGUGUUCAGAAAGUGCAGGACAAGAAACGAGGAAUGACCCUGAGAAUGGGUGGAGAUCCUUGCCCUUCUGGCCAUUAGAGCAUUUCUGACUAAACCCUUUAGUGUACUCUGUGUAACAUGUAACUGUCUUUUUCAUUUGUAUGUAAUAUUUAAAAUAAAAUAUUAAUAGAUUGGCUUGAGAUCAUGUCAAUUUAAGGAGGUCUUCUGACUCAUCUGGAUAGUGGCCAAAAUGUCCUUACGUUUUCUGUCACUACUUUCCUUGUUAAAGGGAUAGUUCACUUGCUUUCGUUUAUGUUUUUGAUUGGCUCAGUUUUGUGCCAAAUGAAGGAUAAUUGAGAUAUGUACAGAAGUUAACCUGCCAGCUUUACAAUGGCUGGUAUUUGGAGUAUUCACAACUUUUUAAACCAACAAAAAUACACUUCAAGUAAAUCCAAAGCAACAGUGUUUUGCCUCCUGAGGUUGUGGUUGCAACAUUAAAAAACAGUAAUGAUUUGAAACAGCAAUAUCAGUAAUAGAGGUAAACUCUAGAAUGAGUCCCCAUGCUCUUCCACAUGUUGUAUAAAGUCCAUAGAGCAUACGAGAUCGAAAGAAGCAACAGCCUUGGAAUCAGCAGGAUUCUCUAAAUGCACGUUAAAAUCUCCCAUGGCAAUUGCAUUAAGUGCAUUUUUUGCUUUCAACCACAGAACGACAACUACCCCUAUACCAACCAUUGUAAAGAUGGCAGGUUAUUAGAAAUUAUAAAUAUUUAAAUGUCCUUCAGUGUACAUGAAAACUGCCUGGGCCAUUCAAAAACAUACUAAAACUGAAAUCAUAAGAAGUUCCAGAAAUUGAGCUAUUGCUUUCAAGCUUGCUAAUUUUUAAAAUAAUCUUGUGCCAGUCCCAUGAAUUUACCCAUUCUUGCAGCGCUCUCUCUCUCUCUCUCUCCCUCUCUCUCUAGCUGUUUAAAUUAUUGGGACAUGAUUAUUAAAUGUAUAUUGUACUCUUAUCUCUACUUUUUAUCCUUCAGAACUUGAAUUUGGUCAAAGGACAAAGGCAUUGAGGUGUAUGAUGGUAUUUCUAUUCUACAGGUUCUUCCCACGGUUAGAGUGCUAUUGUGUAUUGAUUAAGUAACUGACGAAUCAGAGUUAGUCAAUGUCCAGCUGCAUAAAUGGGUAAAAUGUGUAAAAUUCAUGUUGCUGAAGGUGCUCAGCAUAACGGCCUGUGCUG